AUGACGGUGGCCCUCAACGUCGCGCAGCUGUGGGCGCAGCUGGUGGCCACGCACGACCCCUACACAAUCGACAUUGUAGGCAAUUUGGUGGUGCAAUUUAUAUUCUGGUGGCUCCCCUGCCUGUUCUUCGUGUCGCUGGACGCCCUGGCGCCGGCCUUCUCGGCGCGGCACAAGAUCCAGCCGGCGCCCAGGCAGCCGACGGCGCGGGAGAUACGCAACGCGGCGCUCGUCUCGCUACGCAACCAGGCCAUGGUGCUCGCGGCGCAGGCGGCGCUGGCCUGGUACGGGUCGUCCGGCGGGCACGGGCGGGGGCCGGCGGUGCGGGUGGAGCCCGGGCUCCCGUCGGCGGCGGAGCUCGCGCGCGACGCGGCGCUCUGCAUGGCCGGGCGCGAGGUGCUCUUCUACUACGCGCACCGGCUGUUCCACGUGCGCUGGCUCUACCAGCGCGUCCACAAGGUCCACCACCGCUUCACGGCGCCCGUGGCCUUUGCCUCGCAGUACGCGCACCCCGCGGAGCACCUGCUGGCGAACGUGCUGCCGGUGGCGCUGCCGCCGAUGCUGCUGCGCGUGCACGUCGUGACCAUGUGGGUGUUUGUGGCGUGCCAGCUCGUCGAGACGGCGACGGUGCACAGCGGCUACGAUUUCCUGCGCGGGCUGGCGAGGAAGCACGACCGGCAUCAUGAGCGGUUCAAUGUCUACUUUGGCGGUAUUGGCGUGUUGGACUGGUGGCAUGGGACGGACGAGAGGGGCGGGCCGAAGGCGGGAAGGAAGGCUGAUUAG
Molecule: messenger RNA, 780 nt
Organism: Metarhizium brunneum ARSEF 3297
Lineage: Eukaryota; Fungi; Ascomycota; Sordariomycetes; Hypocreales; Clavicipitaceae
Product: Fatty acid hydroxylase domain-containing protein 2
Biological process (GO): sterol biosynthetic process
Cellular component (GO): endoplasmic reticulum membrane
Molecular function (GO): C-4 methylsterol oxidase activity; iron ion binding
Source: RefSeq, a predicted model, not a curated record